This is a messenger RNA of Babesia sp. Xinjiang, 2763 nucleotides long. Its product is annotated as Sodium-dependent nutrient amino acid transporter 1. Gene Ontology annotation, biological process: sodium ion transmembrane transport. The transcript has 2 exons. The coding region runs from base 1 to 2763 and encodes 920 amino acids. Gene Ontology annotation, cellular component: membrane. The record is from RefSeq and is a predicted model, not a curated record. Lineage: Eukaryota; Apicomplexa; Aconoidasida; Piroplasmida; Babesiidae.
AUGGCGAGUCAUCGGCAGCACGAAUGGUCCAGCGGGAGCAACAUCAUGGAGUUGGGUACCUCCUCCAAAAUUGGCGGUACUUUAGGAACAAAAGAUCCACAGGAACCAUGUAGCUUAAGUUCAAGCAUUUCAGAGACAAGAUCUGCUACUACAGAUGAAAUUAGAAUUAUUCCGAAUCUUCUUCCUGAUGUUAGGUUCGCAAGACCAUUUGCUGCCGAAAUGAGGUACAUGCCAAACUCCGCUUCAGAUGGCAGAAAUACUGCAUUGGGUGGAUUUUAUGUGCAUAAUAGGGGUGUAAUUACACAAGUGGGAGCACGCACAAGAAUGCUUAGCGAAGCACUACAGUACACCCAUUUUAAUGGGUAUAGACAGAUGAAUCAUUUAAGAGGUGAAAUGCUAGCUAACCAUGACCGCCACUUUGAGCGUGAAACUAUACAACGUGAUGCUAACCUGGCUUUGCAACGUGAGGAUUGCCGUGAAGCUAAUUUCGUAGAUUAUGUAUACUAUGAGCCAGAGGAAUAUAAUGAUGCUGCGUCUUCAGGGGCGCCUACUAGCAGGAGUAGUGGCCAAACUAGAAUAGAUAUCCCACCUGCGUCACAAAGGAUUCGUAGUAUGGCGUCGACUAGACGUGGUAUUGUUGAAGAAUUAGUUUCACAAGGAGUGUCACCAAGUGAAGUUGCAAAACUGGCAGAUAUAUUCGAACACCCGUCAUGUCUAAGACAAGUGGAUAUGUCACUCAUACCUUGGAUAAAAAAUCAAUCGGAAAUUGGUUAUUGGAGGAACGAAGCGGCGCUUUUUGUGCUUUGCAUCACCAUGGCCAUUUGCGUGGGUAAUGUGGAGACAAUGUUCAAACUGAAUACCACGUGGGAUGGUAUGACCUUCCUAUUGCCAUACUUCCUGUCAUAUAUAUUGGUAGUACAACCAAUGAUAUGCCUAGAACUUCUGAUGGGACAACUCUUCCGUACAGGACAGAGUGCAAUGUAUGAUAAGCUUAGGCGUGGAAGCAGUGGUCUAGGAACAGCGAUUGUUGUAAUAUGCCUCGUAACUGGAUGUGUAGCAUGUGCACGAUGUGCUGCCGAAUAUCUGAUAUACAUUGUAGACAUUUUCAAGGAUGAUAUGCCCUGGAAACUCACACAGGAUGAACGAUCAACAUGCGCUGGUCUUAGUAUACAAGAGUUGUGCCUGAAAAGUGGGCCUGUAUGCCUUUAUAACAAAGAGAAUUGUGUCGCUAAUCCUAUUGGAAAGGCAUUUCACGCAUAUAGAGCUAAAUUCUACCCUAUAGAUGAGACCCUCCCUGAUCUCGAGCCAUAUGUCUGCUGGGCUAUGUUGGCGACAUAUGGUAUAGUAACACUGUUUCAACUGGCUGGUAUGGGAAACUUCACAUUUACAGCGUCGAUGGUCAUCAUAGUAGCGUUUUUCGUCUCUCACGUACAGACUGUCGCCACAAUGUCACUUGAAGGUGGUGUAGACUUUUUGUGGCAAAGUAUAUAUAGUUGGAGAUGGGCAACGUUAUAUGAAAGCAGUCGUCUAUGGUCGCACUCUAUACGCUCCUGUAUGUACGAGUUCAUUGUCGGUUCGGGUGUCUACUCUACACUUGCAAACAAGUCACGUAUCGGAUACGACAUUUCAAAAGAAACUGUAGGUGUAGGUCUUUUUUCAGGGUAUGUUACUAUGCUCAUGUUUGGUGCUGCUUGUGGUCUCGUAGGACACCAUGCCAAACUUAUGAAUGUUGACCCAAGGGAGAUCAUUUGGAUGUUAGAACAGGAUAGCAGCUUUAUCCUAAUACCACUUGGUUUUCACUCCACCCGAAAUAUGGAGCGCACAUUAGGGGUGCUACAAUUUGCUGCUUGUCUAAUCCUAUUAUGUGCUACAUUGGCUAUACAAAUCGAAGUCGCUGUUGACAACUUAAAGGCGUUGCCCUCUAUCCGUAAUCGGAGGAUCAGAACGCGAUGGGUCAAAUUGAGUGUUAUCGUAUUUCUUUUUUUUGCGUCACUCUUUUUCGCAACACGUUCGGGAAAGAAGAUUGUAUGGUUUUUAGAGACAGCUCUUGGUGAUUUAGGGCGUUCAUUCACAGUAUUAAUAACAUCGAUUGUGGUAGGAUGGUUUCAUGGUUGUGACAAGCAGAAAGACGCUAUAGGGACAGCUACGGUAUACACCUUCAAUACUGUAUUUUGGUUUUUCAAUAUUCUUGCCUUUUUAUGCGAAACAUGUGAUGAAAGCAUAUUGGCCGUAAUGUGGUGGAUUGCACGGGUAUUAGGUAUUUGUGUAGCAACUCUAGUGGCUGUAAAAGUAAACCAAAUGUCCCGAAACAAACGUAGGCCUUUUAAAGACCUCUUAUGGUGGUUAUUCUGUGGUAAUGUGGAACAAUUGAGGUUAGAAAUGUCCCGUAUCAGUCCUAUAAGCAAAGUAGGCGGUGUUCCUAUGUUGAUGUUCUGGUCUUUAUGCAUAAAAUGGUUUAUACCAUGUAUGAUUAGCAAUACUAUCGCCGAUAUCAUUGAGGAAAUAUUUGCGCCACAUAGGGUUCGUGUGAAUAUAACCCGGAUCCCGCCAGGGUGGCAUUGGAUAACGGUGUUUGUGUGGAUUAUACUGAUUUUUCUGGUAUUCACACCCCCAUUAAUAUUGUUGUUCGUGCCAAGGCUAAUGCCCACUUACAAAACUAUUGGCCUAGAGGAGUUGCCGUCGGCCCCGCCUAAAUAUUCAAUAAUGCAUUGCUUGGCGCCACGUCGUCUCUUCGAAGAAUUCCGCCAACGGAAGCGCAUAUAA